This is a messenger RNA of Thalassophryne amazonica, 1253 nucleotides long. RefSeq names its product inositol monophosphatase 1-like. The record is from RefSeq and is a predicted model, not a curated record. The coding region runs from base 41 to 877 and encodes 278 amino acids. The transcript is spliced from 9 exons. Gene Ontology annotation, biological process: inositol metabolic process; signal transduction; phosphatidylinositol phosphate biosynthetic process. Gene Ontology annotation, molecular function: inositol monophosphate 1-phosphatase activity. Lineage: Eukaryota; Metazoa; Chordata; Actinopteri; Batrachoidiformes; Batrachoididae.
ACGUGACCACUGUGUCUUCCGACUUCUACCGAUCUUCACCAUGACUGAUCCUUGGCAGGAGUGCAUGGAUUACUGUGUGGAACUCACCAAACAGGCUGGAGAGGUCAUCCGUAAGGCGCUGCCGAAGGACAAAACCAUGGAGCAGAAGAGUUCACCAGUUGACCUGGUGACAGCAACAGACCGGGAAGUGGAACAGUUCUUUUUUUCCUCCAUCAAGGAAAAGUAUCCCACACACAGCUUCAUUGGUGAGGAGUCAGUAGCUGCAGGCGCAUCCAGUGUUCUAACAGACAGUCCUACUUGGAUCGUUCACCCUGUUGAUGGUACUACCAACUUUGUUCACAGGUUCCCAUUUGUGUCUGUGUCGAUCGGCUUUACUGUGAAUAAAGAGAUAGAGUUUGGGAUCGUCUACAGCUGCGUGGAGGACAAAAUGUACACAGCACGGAAAGGGAAAGGAGCAUUCUGCAAUGGAGUCCCCAUCAAAGUGUCUGGACAAGAAGAUAUCACCAAAUCUCUGGUACUGACAGCAAUGGGUUACAACGCAGAUCCUGAGAAAUUCAAUAUCAUGUUGGCCAACAUAAAGACCAUUAUCAACAUCCCCGUCCACGGGGUCCGGUUUACGGGAAGUGCGGCUGUGAACAUGUGUCUGGUUGCGUGUGGAUCAGCUGAUGCUUAUUAUCACAUGGGCAUCCGCUGCUGGGACAUGGCAGGUGGGGCAGUAAUAGUUAGUGAAGCCGGCGGAGUCAUCAUGGACAUUUCAGGUCGACCGUUUGAUCUGAUGUCUCUGAGGCUGAUUGUCGCCAGCAGCAGAGCAAUAGCGGAACGCAUUGUCAAGGAGAUAAAACAGUUUCCUUGCUGCAGAGAUGACACUGAUGACUAGCGUACCUCCCCGCCAUCCUCAGUGACUGUAACCACUCGCACCCAACUGUUUUCUACGCUAUGGGUCAGGAGUUUCUCUUUGCCUUAACCACAGUUAUGACCAUCCUCUGAAGAGCUGCUAAGUAGGUUUGUUAAAGUUCAGCACGGCUUUCCUUUGUUUAUUUUCUUCACAUGCUUUUGCAUUUAGGCAUGUGUAGUUUCGAUUUCCAAUUUUGUUUUUCAAAUUAGCUGGAAAGUAUGGGCAGCGUCAAGCCACUUUUCCAGCAACUAAUCAGAGGUCUGGACUGCACACUCCAACAUAUGGAUUUACCCUUCCUCAUUAGUGCAAAGCUGCAUUACUUGUUUUCGAAAAACUAAACUGUGGAUUGAAGUCUUUA